Messenger RNA from Populus trichocarpa (black cottonwood), 2328 nucleotides. RefSeq lists its product as uncharacterized. Gene Ontology annotation, molecular function: zinc ion binding; nucleic acid binding. The record is from RefSeq and is a predicted model, not a curated record. The transcript is spliced from 3 exons. NCBI's taxonomy places the organism in Eukaryota, Viridiplantae, Streptophyta, Magnoliopsida, Malpighiales, Salicaceae. The coding region runs from base 1 to 2328 and encodes 775 amino acids.
AUGAGACCCAGCAAGCGUUACAACUUACAAGCAAUACAAACAACCCUUGCUAGGCUAACAAUAAGAAAUAACCUGCAGCAUGAAGGCGAAAAUUACAGGGAAAGGAUUGUUCCUGCUCGUGAACGCCAUCCAAUUCCACGUAGGCAGUUAGCCUACGAGGAUGAAUUGAGUGAUGAUGAGGAAUAUGUCGAACACAUGUUUCGACACAAUCACCAGGGACAGCGCAAUAUGGGAGGGCGAGAACCACAAACAUUCCGUAUGAAAAUGGAUUUACCUAGUUUCAAUGGUCAGUUGCAAAUAAAGGGGUUUCUUGAUUGGCUGGCAGUAGUUGAAAGGUUAUUCGACUACAUGGAGAUCCCUGAAGAUAAAAAGGUAAAAUUGGUUGCUUACAGAUUAAUGGGAGGAGCCUCUGCAUGGUGGGAGCAACUGCAACUCACGCGAAUGCGACAGAGAAAAGGGAUGGUACAAACAUGGGCAAAGAUGAGACGACUUCUACGAGCCAAAUAUUUACCACUAGAUUAUGAACAGAUCCUGUUUCAACAAUAUCAGGAUUGUAGACAAGGAAACAGAACAGUGCAAACAUAUGUUGAAGAAUUCCACAGAUUAUCCUCACGUAAUAAUCUGUCAGAAACUGAUGCGCAACAAGUCAGCAGGUUUGUUGGUGGUCUAUGUUUGACUGUACAGGAUCGGGUCUCCAUGCAAACCAUGUAUUCUUUAACUGAAGCCAUCAACCUUGCUACAAAAGCAGAAACACAACUGGAAAGGGCAAAGUCGAUAGCUGGAACGAGAAGCUCUUUUGAUGUUAAUCGGGCUGCAAUAGACAAAGGAAAGUUUCCAGCCUUUCAACCACCGCCCAUCAAUACUUCCAAAGGACCAAAUAAUAACGGGGCACCCUCAAAGACUGGAGGAGCGAUAGAAGCACCUAGAAAUCCUUAUGCUCGUCCAUCGACAGAUAAAUGCUAUCGAUGUGGGCAGCCAGGACAUCGCUCCAAUCAAUGCAGACCGUGGCAGUUUGAAGUGGAUGCUAUAUACAAGGGGCGUGAUAAUGUGUAUAUCUUCAUGAGUAAAGGGCAGAAAGUCAUGUUGGGUCCAAUAAAGGAAGAAUUUUCUGUAGUCGAACCGAAAACUAAAGGGAAGUCAGUGCUUCUGGUCGAUGGGGAAAAAUUUAUGGACGAAGCCAAGAAGACAAGAGACCUUUUUGCAUUAGUAAUUGGGGGAGGAAUCGGUACCGAACUUCACAACAUUCCUCAGGAGCUAAAACCCUUACUAGCAGAGUUUCAGGAAAUCAUACCAUCAGAGCUACCAGAUGGGAUACCCCCCAUGCGCGAUAUUCAGCACCAAAUUGAUUUAACUCCAGGGGCUAGUCUGCCAAAUCGACCCCAUUAUCGAAUGAGUCCGAAAAAGAGUCAGAUCCUACAAGAGCAGGUAGAAGAGCUGAUCAGAAAGGGACUGGUUCAAGAGAGUAUGAGUCCUUGCGCGGUGCCAGCCUUGCUAGUACCAAAGAAAGACGACAGUUGGCGCAUGUGCAUAGACAGCCGAGCCAUUAACAAAAUCACAAUUAAGUAUCGGUUUUCAAUUCCUCGCCUGGAGGAUAUGUUAGACAUGCUAUUAGGGUCGAAAUUUUUUUCAAAAAUUGAUUUACGGAGUGGGUAUCAUCGGAUUCGAAUUAGACCCGGGGAUGAAUGGAAAACUGCUUUUAAGACGAGAGAGGGCUUAUAUGAAUGGCUAGUAAUGCCCUUUGGACUGUCCAACGCCCCGAGUACCUUCAUGUGCCUAAUGAAUCAGGUACUUAAACCCUUUACUGGCCAUUUUGUUGUAGUGUACUUCGACGAUAUAUUAAUUUAUAGCCAAAGCAAGUCUGACCACUUUGAGCACUUGAGGGAAGUACUAGCAGUAUUACAACAGAACAAGUUGUAUGUUAAUUUGACAAAGUGCGAAUUCAUGACCAGUAGUUUGCUAUGUUUGGGAUUUGUUGUGAGUGUUGAGGGGAUUAAAGUCGACGAAGGCAAAAUAAAAGCCAUCCGGGAAUGGCCUACCUCAAAGAAUGUCAGCGAGGUGCGUAGCUUCCAUGGCCUAGCAACAUUCUAUCGACGGUUUGUCAGAAAUUUUAGUCGAAUCAUCGCACCGAUCACUGAAUGCAUAAAGAAAGGGCAAUUCCAUUGGGGACCUGAAGCAGAACAAAGCUUCAUACUAAUUAAAGAAAAGCUGUCUUCUGCUCCAGAAGGUAGGCUUGUUGCUUUCUACAACGAGAAACUAAGUGAAUCUCGCAAGAAAUGGUCCACCUACGAACUUGAACUUUAUGUUGUGUUUCGUGCUUUAAAGGUUUAG